Molecule: messenger RNA, 1190 nt
Organism: Cryphonectria parasitica EP155
Lineage: Eukaryota; Fungi; Ascomycota; Sordariomycetes; Diaporthales; Cryphonectriaceae
Exons: 2
Coding region: 1-981 (326 amino acids)
Biological process (GO): nucleosome assembly
Cellular component (GO): nucleus; chromatin
Molecular function (GO): chromatin binding; histone binding
Source: RefSeq, a predicted model, not a curated record
AUGGAGGACUCUACUGUGACCUACGAGGAGCUCAAUGACCUGAGCGCUGAGUUCGAUGAUGCGGAGACGGAGCUGAUCCGCCAAGAUGUUCUGGUUAAGGCGCCUCUGUACGAGAAGCGCCACAAACUGGUCGCCCAGAUCCCCAACUUUUGGCCGCUGGUCUUCGAGCAGGCAGCGCCAGACAUCGACGAGUUCAUCCAGCCCUCGGACUCGUCUCUGCUACUCACCUCGCUGGCGUCUCUGUCCGUGUCCCGCUUUGAGAUGGACAAUGGUGGACAGGGCGACCCCAGGAGCCUGUGUUUCCGGUUCGAGUUCAACGAGAAUGAGCACUUCGAAGACACAAUGCUGGAGAAGAAGUUCUGGCAGAGAAGGUCCAAGUCUGGCUGGUCAGGCCUCGUCAGCGAGCCGGUCGAGAUCCGCUGGAAAAAGGGCAAAGACCUGACAGGUGGCCUGCUGGGCACGGUGAAGAAGGUUUGGGACGCACGCCAGACAAAGGCCAAGAAUGGUCACCCCAACAAUCCCCAAGAGCUGACGCCGGAUGAGAGGGCGCUCAAGAAGAAGAUCGAAAACACAGGUCUCGGUGGAAUGAGCUUUUUUGCGUGGUUCGGUUACGUUGGUCGUAAUGUGUCAGCGGCAGAGAGCCAGGAGGCUGCCGAGAAGGCACUCAGAGAGCGACUUGCCCGACAAGCAGGCAGUGGGACGGCCAAGAGUAAUGUCACCGACGAUGGGAACAGUGACGAUGAUGACGAUGACACUGAUGAGGAAGACGAGCUGGAGAUCUUCCCAGAGGGAGAAAAUCUGGCCAUUGCCCUAUCUGAGGAUCUUUGGCCCAAUGCCAUCAAGUACUUCACCCAGGCACAGGAGCAGGACGAGGUCAGCGAUGAUGAUUUCGAGUCUGAUGCAGGGGACGACAAGGAUGCUGAGGAAGAAGAGGCCUACUCAGACCAGGAGCCACCACCAGCCAAGAGGCUCAAGACUUGAGAAACGCAUCUGAACAGAGGGGGGAAUUUUUCUCCAACAUUGUCACAUUCGUCGAGAGGGACGAGGGCUCUCUUUGAGUGGCAACAUGCUUAUUAUGGUCACAGGCCUCUCACAGCUGGCCAGAGCUUUCACCGUCUCCGUCGACACAGAAAAAUGUAUGGUCGAUUAACGAAACCUUGCCAAGCAACAAAUCUGAAAUGGUCACAGAU